AUGGCUUUCGGCGCAGGCUUGAAGGUUCUUUUCAGCCUUGCUGCAUUGGUGCUUUUCAUGCAAGAAGGUUCCUGCCUGUCAUGCCCGAGUGGGUGGGUACAGCGACAGGGGACAUACGACUGCUACCAGUUCAAAACAGACACCACUUCAUGGGACCAGGCAAGGGCUAACUGCCACACCCAAGAGGCAGACCUCACUUCACUCGAUAAAGCAGGAGAAAACGAAUGGGUAAUCUCUCAACUGUCUGGAUCAUCGAUCAGGGACGAUUACUGGAUUGGAUUAAGUGAUCCCUUCGGUCAUCUAGUUUAUGUUUGGAGUGAUGGAUCAAUAUAUGAUCCAAACUUGGCGAACUGGGAUAGCGGUCGUCCCAGUCACAGUAAGGGUACCAAGGCUUGUGUAGCCAUGGGCUAUAAUCCGGGAUGGGCCUGGCUCGACGAAGAUUGUGGUUCCGCCAAGGCAUAUGUAUGCCAUAAGACACUCACUCAACCUGUCCGGUGUGAUGAGAGCAAUGGAUGGAUAGAGAAAUUUCAAAACUGCUACUAUCUUUCAACAAAAUGGAUGACCUUUGACGAUGCUCAGGAAUUAUGCACGCGUUCUGAUGCUAACCUUAUCGACAUUGCUGAUGAAGAUGAGCAGAUGUUACUUGUAGAAUUUGUAGAAGAAGCCAAGAGUUAUCUAUGGAUCGGAUACAAAACAAUAGCUGGAAGGGAUAAUUUCAAGUGGACAUCAGGACUCGAAACAGGUUUCGAACAAUGGGCUGUGAAUGAACCGAAUAUGGAUGCUCUUGAGAAGUGUACUCAGGCGAGAUAUCAGGACACUGGGACAGGUAACUGGUCGACGACAGACUGCCAGUGGACAAGGAGAUUUAUUUGCGAGAAACCAACUGGUAUGUGUUAUCCAGGCUGGCGGAUAUACGAUGGUUACUGCUAUCAGAUGGUUGCAUACUCACCUACCACGUGGGUGGAUGCCAAACAGCAGUGUGAAGCACAGGGUUCCACCUUACUCACCAUCAAAGAUGAAAAGGAGCAGGACUUCAUCAAUGAACAGCUACCCGUCCUCUGGCAAACUGGAAUCUCAAACAUUUGGCUGGGGAUCUCAGAUACCAUUACAGACGGAGAAAUGAAAUGGACAGACGGAACGGCGUAUGAUGAUACAGCUUACCAGAACUGGCCCGCUCACAAGAAACCGGCUAACAGGGAGGAUGAGGCACAAUGCGGAUCUAUUUAUGCUGGUUCUUCGAUUGGGCAGUGGGAUUAUGGUGACUGUUUCAAUCUCUUUGACUACUCCUGCAAGAUUCGCGAAGGUAAUAGGGACUUUUAG
This is a messenger RNA of Strongylocentrotus purpuratus (purple sea urchin), 1320 nucleotides long. Its product is annotated as C-type mannose receptor 2-like. Gene Ontology annotation, molecular function: signaling receptor activity. NCBI's taxonomy places the organism in Eukaryota, Metazoa, Echinodermata, Echinoidea, Camarodonta, Strongylocentrotidae. The coding region runs from base 1 to 1320 and encodes 439 amino acids. The transcript is spliced from 12 exons. The record is from RefSeq and is a predicted model, not a curated record.